AUGAAAGAUGAAAUUGCUGCUGCUGUUUUCUUCAUCACAAAGCUGGUGAAGAGGGAGGGCAAGCUGAGCAAGGAUGGAAUAGAGAAGUUUGCAGAAAAGCUGACCACGAUCCUGUUUGAGAAGUACAAAAAUCACUGGUACCCAGGCAACCCAUGCCGAGGCCAAGCCUUCAGGUGCAUCAGGAUCAACAAGCAGCAGCCCCGGGAGCCCCUGCUGGAGCAGGCGUGCGUGGACACCGGGCUGGACCCCAGCCUGCUGGGCUUGCCCAGGGAGGUGACGGUGUGGGUGGAUCCCCUGGAGGUGUCCUGCAGGUACGGGGAGAGGAACCAGCCCUUCACCGUGGCUCGCUUUGAUGGGAGGGAGAACCCCGAGCUGCCCCAGCACAUCAGCCUGGCUGUGGCCAAGGCAGCCCUGGAUUAUGACUCAGGAACCUCCUCGGAUGAGGAGAGCUUCAGCAGGGAGCCCAAAGCCAUCCCCACCGUCAGCAACCCCAACAGCAUCUACCAGGUGAGCUCUGGGGGAACCUGCUCCCCCGAAAUCCCUCCUAAGGGGGCUCCCCCCCUGCCCUGGUGGCAGUACCAGCACAGGAAGCCCCACCUGGCCGAGGGCUCCCACUUUGGCCAGCACAGGGGCUACAGGGGCUACGGGCCUGGGGCCACCCCCUGUGGGGACAGGUACCACUGGAUCAACCCCAAGAAGUAG
Messenger RNA from Oenanthe melanoleuca, 702 nucleotides. RefSeq names its product BTG anti-proliferation factor 4 (gene BTG4). The record is from RefSeq and is a predicted model, not a curated record. NCBI's taxonomy places the organism in Eukaryota, Metazoa, Chordata, Aves, Passeriformes, Muscicapidae. The transcript is spliced from 4 exons. Bases 1 to 702 code for a protein of 233 amino acids. Gene Ontology annotation, cellular component: nucleus; cytoplasm. Gene Ontology annotation, biological process: negative regulation of cell population proliferation; negative regulation of mitotic cell cycle.